Messenger RNA from Labrus mixtus (cuckoo wrasse), 1583 nucleotides. RefSeq names its product mitogen-activated protein kinase 12b (gene mapk12b). The transcript is spliced from 13 exons. Gene Ontology annotation, cellular component: nucleus; cytoplasm. Lineage: Eukaryota; Metazoa; Chordata; Actinopteri; Labriformes; Labridae. Gene Ontology annotation, molecular function: ATP binding; MAP kinase activity. Gene Ontology annotation, biological process: intracellular signal transduction; protein phosphorylation. The record is from RefSeq and is a predicted model, not a curated record. Bases 352 to 1434 code for a protein of 360 amino acids.
UGCUGACACCGUCUCGCCUCUGAUGACUGUACAGAGAGGGGAUCACUUCAUCCCCCCAUUACACCUCUGCAACAUUCAGAUUGAAGGUGAAACGUCACAGGGGAAAACAUAUCCCGUCUUGAAACAGCAGUCUGAUAACAGAGUAGGCUACUCGAGACGUCCGCUGUGUCCCAGACGAGGAAUUUGAGUUUCACCAAACUUUUCACUGCGGGACAAACUAAAGCGACUCUGCAGCGUUUGAAGGAGGAAAGAACGAAACUCACUUUGUCACAUGAAAGGACGGGGAGAGGACCUGACCCGAGUAUCGAGCGGACCCCACAUCCUGACCUCAGACUUGAGUAGUCGGUGGGUAUGGCUGUGCGGUCAAGGACGGGUUACUACCGUCAGGAGGUAAACAGAACCGCGUGGGAGGUUCCGGAGAGGUACCGGGAGCUGAAACAGGUCGGGACAGGAGCCUAUGGGACUGUGUGUUCAGCAUGGGACCGCAGAUCAGGCACACAAGUGGCCAUCAAGAAACUACACCGGCCGUUCCAGUCCAAACUUUUUGCCAAAAGGGCUUACAGAGAGCUGCGACUCCUCAAACACAUGAAGCAUGAAAAUGUAAUUGGGCUGCUAGAUGUUUUCACAGCCGAAAUCUCGUUAGACCGCUUACGUGAUUUUUACCUGGUGAUGCCAUUCAUGGGCACUGACCUCGGCAAGCUGAUGAAGCUGGAGAGACUGACGGAAGACAGGGUUCAGUUCCUCGUGUACCAGAUGCUCAGAGGACUCAAGUACAUCCACUCCGCCGGGAUCAUCCACAGGGACCUUAAACCAGGAAAUUUAGCCAUUAACCCCGACUGUGAGCUGAAGAUUCUCGACUUUGGCCUGGCGAGGCAGGCUGACGCGGAGAUGACCGGCUAUGUCGUGACACGCUGGUACAGGGCGCCCGAGGUUAUUCUCAACUGGAUGCAUUAUACACAAACAGUGGACAUCUGGUCGGCUGGUUGUAUCAUGGCGGAGAUGCUACUUGGAAAGCCGCUGUUUAAAGGAAAUGAUCACCUCGACCAGCUCAGAGAAAUCAUGAAGAUCACAGGAACCCCAACCCCUGACUUUGUUGUCAAGCUACAGAGUCAAGAUGCCAAAAAUUACAUCAGGGGUCUUACAAAAGUUCCAAAAAAAGACUUGCACUCGAUGUUCUCCAAAGCUAGCCCAAAGGCUGUGUGUGUCUUGGAGAAGAUGCUGCUUCUGGACCCUGAGCAGAGGGUGAGCGCCUCAGAGGCACUCGAGCUGCCUUUCUUCAGUGAGUUCAGAGACGCUGAGGAGGAGACUGAGGCGCUGCCGUAUGAUCAGACCAUGGACAACACAGACCUCCCGCUGGACCAGUGGAAACGUCACACUUUCACAGAGAUACUGACCUUCAGGCCCACCAGGGACUCCAGAGAGACGUCACUUUAACCGCUACACACUCACACGUACACACCAGAGCCAAAAACACAUCCUCUGUUAUUGACUAUUCUCGCUUUGUAUAUGUGUAGAAAUAAUAGAAAUUGUUAGUUUGUUUAAGAUUUAGUUUUCAAUAAAUGUGAUUUUCUCAAAUAAGAGCA